Molecule: messenger RNA, 1395 nt
Organism: Tetranychus urticae (two-spotted spider mite)
Lineage: Eukaryota; Metazoa; Arthropoda; Arachnida; Trombidiformes; Tetranychidae
Source: RefSeq, a predicted model, not a curated record
UUGUUAUUUAUUUGUCAAAUGUAAAAUGUGUUACAUUCAUAAUUUAUUUUGUUAGAGUCUGAGUACUUAAAACAAGCAUAAAUGCAUUUUAAAAGUUUCGAUAUGCUGUUAGAACUUUCUUUUAUUUUCAUUGUAAUUGCAACGACGACAACAGCUCAAGUCACAGAGUUGCUGGAUCUACCGUUAACGAUACUCAAUGGAGAGUUAGUCAUCCAUGCUAAUCUAUAUGCUUCCUCUGGAAAGGAAAAGUAUUCAAUAAAAGAAUUGAUCUCAGCUUCGGAAUCAGCCAUCACAGGCAAAAUUGUAGUCUCAAAUGAUAAGGAUUCGUACGAUAUUCAUUAUCAGUUUGAUAGAACUGGUAAGGACAGUAAGGAGAGAUUAGUUAUUCAAGGCAACGAUUGCACAUUAUACACUCACAGUAAAAUGACACAAAAUGCGAAUCUAUUUGGAACUAAUAAACCUCUCAGAGAUCUAAUACUCCUAAUGGGACCUUCAAUUAUAAACCGACUCGCUGGACAAUCAACUGUUUGGAGUGAAGCUACGCAGAAAGAAAUUAGAGGAUUCAAUAUGAAAGGUGCAACGACUACAGUCCAUAAAACAUUAGCAAUCAGUAUUUAUUACAAAGAUAAAUAUGACACUUCUUAUGGAGUUAAACAUCCAACUCGCAUUGAAUUCAAUGGCUAUGAGCCAUCUUCUUAUCCACCUGGAGAGAAGUUAUUUCUAGAUAUUUACCUGAAACAGUUCAAUCCAGCUCAAUUCGAUGCUUCAAAGUAUAAAGUUCAACUUUCGCCUGGAAUCGGUUGUCCACAUUACUUAUCUGAAAAGAAAACAAUGCCCGUAUUGGUGACUAAGUACAUACGCUUCACCAUGUAUGAGGAGAUCCAAGGCUCAACCCAUACUCGAACAUACAGUGAGGUUACGGCCUCUGGAAAGAACCUUUUGAUGAGACUUAAAACUUCUUUACUCGGUGUAGAAACAGAAGUCAUUUACGAUAAUGGACUUGGAAUAAUCCUUACUCUCGAAAAAGGUGGACAUUGCCAGAUGAAGAUCGGAGACAAGAACUCCCCUGGACGCAAUGCAAAAGGUUACUUCAAGCUAGAGAAUCUUCUCUUAGUCGAUGGCAACUUCAAUUAUAUUGGAAAGGGCUACUUCGGAGAUCAAUUCGAAUUUCCUGUUGAAGCGUGGGAAUCAGUUCAAUUCAAUGCUAAUUUUGAAGGAAAUAAAGUGGAUAAAUUUGUCGUUACUCAAUAUUUCGUUGAAUCGCCAAACAGUGCGAUAUUUAAUGGUUAUUCACUUGUAAGAACAAUGAUUUCCAUCUAUGAAUCAGACUCAUCGAAAAAAGUUAUGUUUUGGCUAAAGGAUCAAAAGAGACUACAUGGACUUGCAAACAGUUGA